CCAGCCGACUUGGGGUCACGGAAGACCCCCGGCUCCCCUCCACGCACCCCCCUUCUUGCCACCGCGAGCCUCAGGCCGACCCUAGCUCGGGGAGGGGGAGGGGCACGCGUGAUCGCGGCGCUCCCGGGCGCACCCGCUUCUUUCUGGCUCGGCGGCUCGCCCGGCCGGGCGCGCGCGCACACACACACACGCGCACACACACGCGCACACGCGGACACACGCGCGCACACACGCACACGCGCGCACACGCACCCCACACGCGCACCGUGGCCCGCUCGCUCCCUCCGCCUUUGUUUAUUUUCUAAUCUCCCCGCGGGGUGGGCAGCCCGGCUCGGCGCGCUCCGCCCCUGCACCCCGGGCCCGCGCCCGGCCCCGCGCGCGGGGUUUGAAGGUCACCUCCUUUCCCGCGCCCGCGCCCGCCCGCCGCGGGGAAGCCCCGAGCGCCGCGGGAACCCCGGGCCCGCGCCCCGGACCUGCCGCCGGGGCCCCCCGCGCGCCCGGACCCGCCGCCCGCCCGCGCCCGCAGCGGCCGGGGGCGAACGCCGCGCACGGCGACCCGAGGGUCGCGGCGAUCGAGCGCCUGGACGCCGGGGAUCCGAGGAAACAGCCCCAGGGACCCAUGCGAGAGGAACCUGCCGCUGCCCGGACCCAGCUCAGCAUUCGGAGAUCAGAGCCGACGGCAGCGCCAGCGAGGACGCAGAGGACGGGAAGGUUUCAAGGCAACAGAUGAAUUGUGAAAGAGAACAGCUCAGGGGUAAUCAGGAAGCAGCAGCCGCCCCGGACACCAUGGCUCAGCCUUACGCCUCGGCCCAGUUCGCGGCCCCCCAGAACGGCCUCCCCGCGGAGUACACGGCCCCCCACCCCCACCCCGCGCCCGAGUACACGGGCCAGACCUCCGUCCCCGAGCACACGUUGAACCUGUACCCGCCCGGCCAGUCGCACCCGGAGCCCAGCGCGGGGGACACUGGCGCCCAGACCGUGUCGGGCACUGCCACACAGACAGACGACUCGGCCCCGACGGACGGCCAGCCCCAGACGCAGCCUUCGGAGGCCUUGGAGAACAAGUCCCAACCCAAGCGGCUGCACGUCUCCAACAUCCCCUUCCGGUUCCGGGACCCGGACCUCCGGCAAAUGUUCGGCCAAUUUGGUAAAAUCUUAGAUGUUGAAAUUAUUUUUAAUGAGCGAGGCUCAAAGGGAUUUGGUUUCGUAACUUUCGAAAAUAGUGCCGAUGCCGACAGGGCGAGGGAGAAAUUACACGGCACCGUGGUAGAGGGCCGUAAAAUCGAGGUAAAUAAUGCCACGGCACGUGUAAUGACAAAUAAGAAGACGGUCAACCCGUAUACAAACGGCUGGAAAUUGAAUCCAGUGGUGGGUGCAGUCUACAGUCCUGAAUUCUAUGCAGGCACGGUGCUGUUGUGCCAGGCCAACCAGGAGGGGACUUCCAUGUAUACUGCCCCCAGUUCUCUUGUGUACACUUCCGCAACGCAUGGAACGGGUGUUCCCCCCAGGGGAAUUCUGCAGCACCACGAACCCGCUGUUGAAAGCGUUCCUGCACCCCCAGAAUUGUUGCCCGGCUUCCCGUACCCAGCCGCCACCGCCGCGGCCGCCUACCGAGGGGCGCACCUCCGUGGGCGCGGCCGCACCGUCUACAACACCUUCCGGGCCGCCGCCCCCCCGCCCCCGAUCCCGGCCUACGGCGGUGUUGUGUACCAGGAUGGAUUUUAUGGUGCAGACAUUUAUGGUGGCUACGCUGCUUACCGCUACGCCCAGCCCACCCCUGCCACCGCCGCCGCCUACAGUGACAGUUACGGACGAGUUUAUGCUGCCGACCCCUACCACCACACACUUGCUCCAGCCCCCACCUACGGCGUUGGUGCCAUGAAUGCUUUUGCACCCUUGACUGAUGCCAAGACUAGGAGCCAUGCUGAGGAUGUGGGUCUCGUACUUUCUUCAUUGCAGGCUAGUAUAUACCGAGGGGGAUACAACCGUUUCGCUCCAUACUAAUGAAAAACAAAAACAAAAAAACAAAAAAAAAACAAAAAACAAAAAACAAAACAAAAACAAAAAUGAAACAAACAAAAACCACAAAAAAAAAAAACCAUAGCAACCUUCCAGUGUGGGGAGAAAGGGAGCUUUCCAAGGCCUGGGUAUUGCAAUACAUGCAGUAGUACAUCAUUUUAGCGACUCUAAAAAAUAAAAAAAAAGAGGAAAAAAAUUACAUUUUUUAUCUUAUACCUCAGAUAUUUUGUUCUGUGUAUUUUAAUAUUGUGGGUCUUUCAUUUCUGAAGGUUCCGUAGUUUGAUUGCUGGCUGUAGGAGUUUUGUUUCUGUUUUGGAUUUUAUUUUUGUGGUUGAUCUAGAGAGAUGCUAGCUAUAAAUAAAAACUGGGUUAGGGCCCUAUCCAGAGUGCUAUAUCCUGUAAAUGACUAUAUGCUGACUGUGUAAGCUCCGGGGGGGUUAUCCGCUACGGGAAAGAGUACCAGUGAGGGUCAUCGUCAUUUUUUGCUUCCCCCCGCCCCCCUGUCUCCAUGAUUUCAUUUUAUGAAGGGGAAGGGUGGGAGGGACGGUGGAGAUCGGGACUCUGGGGAUCGACUGAAAGAGAAAGGAAUUUGUGACUUGAAGGACCGAGGCGACCCACUGUACCAACAAUCAUACCCACGGUUCUAAGUUUCUCAUCGUUCGUUCAAGCCAAAGGGUGUGUGGUUGAGGGGUCCUUCUCGCAGUGCUGUGUCUGAGUUGACUGAAGCUGUGACCCGCCUUGCAGGGCCGUUCCACCCGGCAGUAUUCAGCUUCUUACGCAGCCACUAGGUAGUUAGAAACCGCUAGUCUAUCCACAACAUUCUUUUUAUAUUUCUUCCAGUAUAAUGAAUUAUUGAUAUCAUUGCUGACUUUUAUAUUAUGGGAGGGAAAAAAAUAACAUUAAUAAAAAGGUGAUAAAAAGCACUGUUUCUAUUUUUUUCUUUUUUUCCAAAAAAAAGAAAGUAAUAAAAACUUAAAUUCUUUGUACCGGUUAAAAAAAAAUGUAUAAAAUGUACCUCUGUGCAGUGGAGUUGUUCAGUGCUAGAAACAGUCCAUGAAGCUUUAGUUUUAGCCUAGUAGAACUGUUAAGAGACAACACGUAUAAUUUUUAUGGAAUUACAUGGUAAUUAUAUUCGGAUUUCUAGACGCAUUUUACAAGUAUUGCAAUCACUGAGUAGAGAUAUUCAUGGUAUUUUCAUCAGCUCGGUACUUUUUGGACACAUGACCGUAUGAUGUGAACAAUCUGCAAUUUUUCAGCCCGUGAAAGCUGCCCUCCCCUGCGCCCCCUAGCCACCCACCCACUUCGACUCCCAGCCCCAGGCUCAGUCCCAAACUAGUUUUCUUAGUUCUGUCUCCAGGGCCCAGGACAUUUGUCAAAAGGAAGCAAAAAAAAAAAAAGUAGGUCCCACCUCUUCAUCCCUCGCUACCACGCGCUCCCCUCUCUUCGAAGGGCCAGAGUCACAGCUGAAAAAUUACAGGUUGUGUAUUUUCUUCUGUUUGAUCUCUUUCCAUGUUGUCCUGUUUACAAAGUUCUCCUAAGUUGGGGUAUCUGUCACGGGUCUUCCUGUUUUUUUGUAUUUAAACCAAGGGCAGCCCCCCUCCCCACUUCCAGGUCCCCGAGGACUCAAGCUGCCGUAGUGACAUCUGUGUACGGGGCGGGCUCUGGGCCUGCACCUUAGUAAGUUAUCCAACUCACCGCUGUGAACCUGCCAAUCGCUGUAACAACUCUGCUUUCAAACAAAACCCAACAAAACUGAAAAAAAAGACAAAAAAACAAACAACAACAAAAAAAAUAAUGUGUUUGUGACCCAGCUUUUUCCCGCCAUUCUCUGUGCAUGCAGUUAAGAUCGUCGGAUAUUAAAACCAUCAAUAAAAUUUCACGAGAUUUGAACACAGCGUUUCUGUAGCUUGGUGUUUCAGACAGAGCACUGUCAUCUUGGAAAGAGAACGGGGAAGGGAAAACUCAUCAGCCAAAAAGUUAAACCUGCCAAAAGUUCUUUUGACCAGACUUCUUGGGGGUGUGGGUGGGGGGGCGGGGGGUGGUGUUUCCUAACCUCAUUCAGAUAUCCUCAUGUCCCUACUUCCCCUACUUGGAAACCACACACCGGCCGGACCACGGGCGUGGGGAAAGACGGCAGACACAGGAGCUGGGGAGAAGAACUCUCCCAAAGGUCUCAGAUCACAAAAUCCAGAACUUGCCUCGUAUUCGGAAUCACAAACAUUGAAUUCUUACUGUUGUUGGUUCAAGUACAAUUAAUUUGCAGUUUUGAUUUUCGCCGACGAGCUGUACUUUCCCCCCAUGAUUGUAUGUAGUUUUAAUAAACUCCUUUAGAGCAAGCGGGUGCCAACUGAUAGUACAGAAUUUUUUUUUUUUGUCUCGGCACUUCUCCAAGAUGCCAAUAAGUCAUUUUCAAAUGUAUGUCAGAGAUGUAAACCAACAUUUUGGAUUUUUUUAAACGGUAUUUAUUUGGAAUGUUUUCAUUUAUCUAAAUAACUAUUGCUAUUAUGAAUUAUGGAGAAAAAAAGAUUAAUAUCAUGUGUGACAUAUAGUGACUUCUUAACACACACAUUGUGUAAUCUGCAAACCCAGAAAAUGUGUAUAUCUGUCUUUAGAAAUUAGUGUUUAUAUCACUUACAGUGGUUUGUGAAUAAAGAAAACUGGUUUGUAAUAUCAAAAAAUAAAAGCUUAGUCUCAAAAGGUA
Sorex araneus (European shrew) is the source of this 4720-nucleotide messenger RNA. It is a transcript of the gene RBFOX1, whose product is annotated as RNA binding fox-1 homolog 1. The transcript has 17 exons. NCBI's taxonomy places the organism in Eukaryota, Metazoa, Chordata, Mammalia, Eulipotyphla, Soricidae. Gene Ontology annotation, biological process: nervous system development; regulation of alternative mRNA splicing, via spliceosome. Gene Ontology annotation, cellular component: nucleus; cytoplasm. Bases 727 to 2004 code for a protein of 425 amino acids. The record is from RefSeq and is a predicted model, not a curated record. Gene Ontology annotation, molecular function: mRNA binding.